Molecule: messenger RNA, 2418 nt
Organism: Phragmites australis (common reed)
Lineage: Eukaryota; Viridiplantae; Streptophyta; Magnoliopsida; Poales; Poaceae
Product: protein NPG1-like
Exons: 5
Coding region: 98-2239 (713 amino acids)
Molecular function (GO): protein binding
Source: RefSeq, a predicted model, not a curated record
UCGGCCAAGGAGGAAAAAAAGCUAUGAAUGAUGCCCUCUCGUUCGUCUGUCUCCAUUUGACGCGAAAACAGAACGCCCCUCAACUCGAUUGAUCGGCAUGGCUUCGGAUCCGGAGGAUGGCAGCGAGGUGGGUGGCCCUGCAGAGGCCGCAUCGCCGGCGGAGGUGGAGGCGGGCGGAUGCACCCACGCAAAGGUGGCUGCGCCGGCACCGGCGCCAGAGGGCGAGCCAGUAAAGGCACGCGACAGCAGCACCCACCAACAGGCUGGCGCUGAGUCGUCGACGCACCCCGAGGGCCUCUCCCUCAACUACGAGGAAGCAAGAGCUCUCCUUGGAAGAUUGGAAUUUCAGAAAGGCAAUGUCGAAGCUGCCCUUCGUGUGUUUGAUGGAAUAGACCUUCAAGCUGCCAUUCAACAGUUUCAGCCAUCGCUAUCUGAUAAGACACCGUCGAAGAAAGGGCGGACAAAAUCAGAAUUACCAAGUCCUGCCCCUCAAAAUCCUGCUAGCCUUGUCCUUGAAGCCAUUUACUUGAAAUCAUUGUCCCUUCAAAAGCUAGGAAAAUCAACAGAAGCUGCCCACCAGUGCAAAAGCGUCCUUGAUUCUGUUGAAAGUAUGUUCCAGAACGACACUCCUGAUAUCGAACAAAAGUUACAGGAAACAGUCAAUAAAUCUGUGGAACUUCUCCCUGAAGCCUGGAAACAUGCUGGCGCCUAUCAGGAAGCAUUGGCUUCUUACCGACGAGCUCUUCUUAGCCAAUGGAAUCUCGAUGACGAAUGUCGCACAAGGGUUCAAAAGAGAUUUGCCGCUUUUCUGUUGUAUGGUAGUAUAGAUUGGAGCCCUCCCAACUUGGCUCAGCAAGCUGAAGGCUCUUUUGUUCCAAAGAAUAAUGUGGAAGAGGCUAUCCUACUUUUGAUGAUAGUACUGAGGAAUUGGUACCAAGGCAAGACCCACUGGGAUCCGUCAGUGAUGGAACACUUGACCUAUGCCUUGUCGCUUUGUGGUGAAUCAUUGGUUCUUGCAAAGCAUCUUGAAGAGGUUUUGCCUGGAAUAUAUCCUCGUACUGAGAGAUGGUGCACAUUAGCACUUUGCUAUUAUGCAGCUGGUCAGAAAGAUACCGCGCUGAAUUUUUUGAGGAAGUCUUUAAACAAGCUUGAGAAUCCAAAUGAUAUACUUGCAUUGUUAUUAGCUGCUAAGAUAUGCAGUAAGGAGUGCCAUCUUGCUUCUGAGGGUGUUGAAUAUGCGAGAAGGGUAGUCGCAAAUGCUGGAUCAUCAAAUGCUCAUCUGGAGAGCGUGGGCCUCCAUUUCUUGGGGAGUUGUCUAGGUAAGAAGUCUAAGAUUGUUUCAUCGGAUCACCAAAGAUCUCUCUUGCAGACAGAAACUUUGAAGUCACUUGCGGAGUCAAUCGCUCUUAACCGCUACAAUGUGGACCUAAUAUUUGACAUGGGAGUUGAAUAUGCUGAGCAACGGAACAUGCAUGCUGCUCUGCGAUGUGCAAAGGAAUUUAUUGACGCAACUAGUGGAUCUGUUUCUAAAGGUUGGAGGUUGCUUGCAUUGGUUCUUUCUGCACAGCAGAGAUAUUCGGAAGCAGAAGUGGCAACGGAUGCUGCCUUAGAUGAAACUGCAAAGUGGGAUCAAGGGUCAUUGCUGAGGAUAAAAGCUAAGUUGAAGGUUGCACAAUCAUCACCGAUGGAAGCAGUGGAAGCAUACCGUGCCCUACUUGCUCUUGUCCAGGCCCAAAAGAAUUCCUCUGGAUCAUUCAAGAAUACUGCAGAGGGAGACAAUGAUAUUGUUAGCGAGUUUGAAAUCUGGCAAGGUCUAGCUAAUUUGUACUCCAGUCUCUCAUACUGGAGAGAUGCUGAGAUAUGUUUGCAGAAAGCUAGAGCCCUGAAGUCAUACUCUGCUGCAACACUCCAUGCAGAAGGUUACAUGCAUCAGGCGCGUGAGCAAACAAAGGAUGCCCUGGCCGCCUAUGUCAACGCAUUCUCGACCGAGCUUGAACAUGUGCCGUCCAAGGUGGCCAUCGGCGCACUCCUCUCCAAACAAGGGCUCAGGUAUCUACCAGCGGCAAGGUGCUUCCUCUCGGAUGCCCUUAGAGUUGAGCCCACAAACCGGAUGGCUUGGCUUUACCUGGGAAAAGUGCACAAGUCUGAUGGGAGGAUUGCCGAUGCUGCCGACUGCUUCCAAGCAGCUGUGAUGCUGGAGGAGUCGGAUCCCGUGGAAAGUUUCAGCUCGCUCUCAUGAGAUGGUCAGGGCUUGAAGCUUCCUUCAUGUUGAUUUCUACCCACUUUUCUCUUGGUGCAUAGUUGAAGGAAAUUUUAUUUCAGAUGUAGGUUGUAUUUAAUAUUGAUAUGCCUUUCUAAUGUUUACUCUUUGUUGGCCAUUCAACAACGUAAAUUGUUUUCCAUAACUGUAAUUGGUUA